AGUGGGUUUGUGACAGUCUGAUCCUCCAUCGAAGGAGUUCUGCUGACCGUGGAAAGAUCAAGAAACUGAAAAAUUGACCAAGACCCAACAAACAGCUGUGCAGCCAUGGACAGAUGGAUCGAUGGACGGGCAAAUGAAUGGGCACAGUUCAUUUACACAAUGACACUCAAUAUCUGUACUGCACAGCGUCAAAUUGUGGGAUAGUUGGUGAAUAACGGUUUGAAGAAAGUGGUCAUGACCUAACUGGGACAUUAUCCUGGAAUUUGCAUGGAGGAAUUAAGGAAAAUCAUCAUUCAAGAUAGCUGAGAUUUGACGUUAGCACCUCCAAAAUACAGGUCGAAGAGUGCUACUGCAGCCCAACUUCACUUAGUAAAGCAUAGAGACCACAUAGUAUCAGAAAAAUUGAAGGAGAUGAUCAUACCAGUGAAGUUGGUGCAAGUGGUAACAUAUGUGAUUGUAUUUGGAACAGCUCAGUUUAAAUCUUGACCAGGACACUGAUUAUGCUGAUGUUCACUGCUUGACACAAUACCAACAUGGUGGCUAUAGAUGUGGAAAGUAUAGCAACAGAUGACAGUGUUGUCAUAUCUGGCUUCAGUGGCCGAUUUCCCAUGUCUGACAAUAUUGAUGAGCUCAGAGAGAACCUGUUCAGCAUGGCAGAUUUGGUGCAGCCAAUGGAAGAUCACAAAUGGACAAAUGGGAAGCUUCAUGUACCACUGCGUGUGGGGCAGAUCAACAAGAAGGAAAAGUUUGAUGCAGGUUUCUUUGGUAUCCACCGCAGACAGAGUACCGCUCUUGAUGUCAUGACGCGCCUCAUUUUGGAAAGAUCAUAUGAAGCCAUUGUUGAUGCUGGUCUAAACCCCAGUGACCUGCAGAAGACCAACACAACAGUAGUGACAAGUGCCAGCAUCAGUGAGUCAGAGAACACAUGGAUGUACGGUGACUUGCAGAGUGGUUUAGAGUUUCUGGGACACAGUCGUGCUAUGUUGGCCAAUAGGAUAUCGUUCUGGUUAAAUAUAAAUGCUUCCAGCUAUUCCUUAACAUCAAUGGAGACUGGUGGGCUUGAAGCCCUCACAGUAGCUUAUAAUACAAUCAGAAGUGGCCGUUGUGAUGCAGCACUUAUAGGGUCAAUCAGCCUUGUGUUAUUGCCUGCAGGAUCAUACCAUUAUAAAGAACUUGGACUUCUCUCUCCAGAUGGGAAGACUAAAUCAUUUGAUGCAGCAGCUGACGGGUAUGCCCGGAGUGAUGGUGUGGCUGUAAUGCUGCUCCAGAAGGCAAAGUUUGCUAAGAGAAUAUAUGCAACAGUGGUGCACUCUGCAGUGGAGAUCUGUGGGGACAGAAUGACUCCCCUCAUUACACCAAUGCGAGAUCCUUUCAUCAACCUACUGGAGCGUUUCUAUGAAACAUGUGGUGUUGACCCUACAUCAGUACAAUUUCUGGAAGCUGAUGGGAGUGGAAAUAAGGCAUGGGAUGAAGAGGAACUAAAUGCAGUGGACAGAGUCUUCCUUUGUAACCGUUCUUCUCCUCUACUCAUUGGUUCAGUCAAGUCCAAUCUGGGACAUGCAAAUGCAGCAUCCAACUUUUUUUCAAUUGCCAAGGUGCUUAUAGCCAUGCAGACGGGUCAGAUCCCACCCAACAUCCAUUACAAGCAGCCCUCGCCCAACAUACCAGCGCUUAUCAAGAAGAGACUGAAGGUUGUAACAGAGGCAGCACCAUGGGAUGGUGGGUUGGUAGGAGUUAAUGCAGUUGGUAUGACUGGAAUAUAUGGACAUUUGCUGCUCAAAUCCUAUGAUCGUUACACUCCAAAGAAGAAACACAAUGAGGAAAUCCCAAGGCUUGUGAUUGUGUCUGGGAGGACACAUGAGGGAAUGGAAGACCUGCUUUGUAAACUGGAAUCAAUGACAUUUGAUGUGGAAUUUAUCAGACUGAUGCAUGAUGUCCACUCAUCCAAUAUAAGCAACCAUAUAUUUCGUGGUUACACUAUCCUUCCAGUUGAUGAGAAGCCAUUCCAUGAGAUUCAGCUUGUAGAUAGUACAAAGCGUCCCAUCUGGUUUGUCUUCUCUGGGAUGGGCAGCCAGUGGUCAGGCAUGGGACGUGACCUCUUGGAGCUGCCAAUGUGUGCUAAGACCAUAGAGAAGUGUCACGCCAUUCUCAAAGAGAAAGGACUGGAUUUAAAACAUAUUAUUACAACUGACGAUCACUCUGUGUUUGACUGCAUUUUGCACUGCUUUGUUGGCAUUGCAGCAAUUCAGUUGGCACUAGUGGAUGCCCUUACAGCUCUAGGGGUUGUGCCUGAUGGAAUGGUUGGUCACUCAGUGGGAGAGUUGGGCUGUGCAUAUGCAGAUGGAUGCUUUACUCUGGAGGAAAUGUUGCUUGCAGCAUACUACCGUGGCAUGGCUUCUAUAGAAUCUAGUCUCAUCACAGGAUACAUGGCUGCAAUUGGUUUGGGGUACAAGGAGGUGAAGGACAUGUUGCCUCCAGAGAUUGAUGUAGCAUGUCACAACAGUGAGCACAGCAGCACAAUUUCUGGACCUGUGGAACCUGUAAAAAGAUUUGUGGCCCAGCUUAAAGAGCAAGGAGUUUUUGCUCGAGUAGUCAAUGUUGCUAACAUAGCAUAUCACAGUCGCUACAUCCAACCUGCUGCACCUGCGCUAUUUAAAACCCUCAAGAAGCUUAUUCCAAAUCCAAAACCACGAUCAGUCCGCUGGAUAUCCACAUCUGUGCCAGAGGAAUGCUGGGAUACACAUCAAGCCAAAUACUGUUCAGCAGAUUAUCACACUAACAAUCUCCUGCAUCCUGUAUUAUUUGAGGAGGCCAGCAGGCAUAUUCCAAGGAAUGCCAUUGUCAUUGAAGUGGCACCACAUGGUCUCCUACAGGCAAUCCUGCGUCGCUCCCUGAGUCCUAAGUGCACAAAUAUUGCCCUGACACAGCGUGCACAUCCUCAGGGACUCCAUUUCCUGCUCUCAGCUAUUGGCAGAAUCUACAUGGCAGGAGCUCUACCUAAAGUGUCCAAAUUGUAUCCUUCAGUGCAGUUCCCAGUAAGCAGAGGAACUCCAUCUAUAUCCCCACUUGUCAGCUGGAACCACACAGAAGACUGGCAUAUUUUGGAUGAUGUCACUGUUGUGGACUCCAUAUCUGGUGAGAACGAUGUGACUGUGAGCCUGAGUCAUGCAGAGGACCGAGUGUAUGCUGGAAAUACCAUUAAUGGGCGAAUCCUGUACCCAACCUUUGCGUAUCUGAAAGUUGUAUGGGAGAUUCUGGCUCUGUUGCAGCGCACAUCAUACACAAAGUUACCUGUUGUGUUUGAAAAUGUCAGAAUUCUUCAACAUUUGGAAAUCCCUGAGCAUGGUGCACUCAGCUUCUAUGUAAUGGUUCAGCAAGGAAGCGGUGAAUUUGAGGUUAGCAAGGAAAACAUACUUAUUGCAACUGGGAGAGUCAGGGGGCUCAAGAACAUCAGAAAUGAGUAUGUUAGAAUGAUUCCAGCACUGGAUGGAAAUGGGAGCAUCACUGUGAACAUGGAGGAAGUGUACGGAGAGCUGGAGAAAAGAGGCUACCAAUAUAAAGGCCUCUUUCGAGGAAUUCUGGAGGCCAGACUUUCCAGCCAGGGCUCCGUGGCUAAAGUACAAUGGUCAGACAACUGGGUUGCGUUUGGGGAGUCAAUUCUGCAACUAGUGAUGCUGCAGUCUGAAGAACAUAGUCAGAACCUAUGCCUGCCUGUGGCUUUGCAGAAGAUUGUCAUCAACCCAUUGGAGCACCAAACUGAAACUCAGGAGUUUGAAGCAGUGUUUCACCUUUCUAUGGGUGUGGUGCGCUGUGGUGGCUUGGAAGUGCGGCAUGUGAAAACAACCUGUCUGGAGCUAUCAUCCAUCUCUCAGCGGAAUACCAAAUUAGAGACAGUAAAGUUUCUACAGCACAUCAACCCAGAUAUUAAGAACAUACAUAAUUUUGUGGAGAUGUGUCUGCAACUGGCAAUGGAGAACUGCUACCAACCAAAUAGAAAUAACAACAUGACAGUAAUUGAGCUAACCAACCAUCAGAAUCUGGAAACGUUCACAUCUCUUCUAAAGAUGAUUCUGUCUUACUACCCACAGGUUGAUCUGAAAACAACUCCUGCUGAUGACCUUCAGCACAUCAAUACUGAAGAAAGAUCUUGCUGUUGUUUACUAGUGGUGACAAACAAGAAUGUUCUGAAAGACGCUUUGACGUUGCUGCAACGUGGAUUCCUGCUCUGCAGUAUGGAGGACAAAGAGAUGUGGCCCCAUGAUGGUAGUCUUGUUGCUGUAGCAGAGUAUUGUUAUACUGGAAGGAAAUUCAUACUGCUCAGAAAGUCAUAUGAACCAAACGAACAUACAGUCCAUGUGAUGCAUCCAUCUGGAGAAACUUCUUCAUGGCUGGAUCAGGUGAGAGUAGCUGGGCCUUGCAAGAGGCUGUAUCUUGUGGCAGAAGUUAGUUCACAUGGAAUAGGCAUGUUGCCAGCAUUCAUGAGACAGCUGGUGGCAGAUCCAGAGCUUACUCAUGUCAGAUGUUUCUUCCUAUCAGACAAGGCAGCUCCACCAUUUUCUCUGCACAAAAGUCUCUACAGCCAACAGUUGCUUCAGGAUCUUGUUACUAAUGUGUACCAUAAUGGAGACUGGGGUGGUUUCUACAGUGUUUCUCUAGAUUCUGCUUGCAUUCUAAGACCACAAACAGUUGACUCUCCUUUGUUGUCACUUCAGUGUAUUGAGGAUGUGCAAGUUCAGUGCCUGGGCCUCAAUCCAAAAGACUUAGAUUUCAAGCAGAGUAGUGAGACUGAUAAAAAUGGCACUUUGCUGGAGUUCUCAGGGACUUUGACAAAUGGGCAGCGAGUGAUGGGCGUUGCUCGCAUGUCUCAGUACAAUCCAAUAAAGGAGGAAUAUCUCACCUGGAAUGUUCCAAACAGCUGGAACCUGAAGCAGGCUGCUACAGUCCCAUUAGCUUACAGCACGGCUUAUUAUUCACUGGUUUUGGCAGCCAGAAUGCAGACAGGAGAGACGAUACUGGUGCAUACAGGUUCAAGCAACAUUGGGCAGGCUGCAAUAACUCUGGCUCUUCACUCUGAUUGUACUGUUUUCACUACAGUUGCCAACCAGGAACAGAGGGCAUUCAUCAAGUGUCGAUUCCCACAACUGCUGGACUGCCAUAUCUUGAAUCUAGAUCACUUCGAUAUUUCAUUGCUGAUGGAAACAAAGGGGAAAGGCUGUAAUGUGAUAUUGGACACUGUGAAUGGCCCUGACAUCUGUACAAGCAUCCACUGUCUUGCUGCACAUGGCCGCUUUGUGCAGCUUGUUCAAGCAGAUCUGACCAGGAACAAGAGCAUGGGAAUGGAGGCUUUUCUGAAGGACAUAACUGUUUUUGGAGUUGUAACAAACAACCUGUUUAAUAUGCCAUCUGAGUGGAAGGAAGCACUCCAUUUUGGGGUCCAAGAUGCAGUAAUGAGAGGAAUUGUGCAGCCCCUGGAGUGUGCAGUUUUCCCCAGAAAACAGUCACAGUUGGCAUUUAGGACCUUGUCAGAUGUUCAUCACAUGGGCAAGGUGUUACUUACAGUUUCUGCAGAUGAUAACGCCAAAACACAGCAGUUAAAAUUCAGAUGUGAUUCACAGAGCUCCUAUUUGGUGGCUGGUGGCAAGGCCGAAGAGUGUGUCGAUGUAGCAGAAUGGUUGGUAUUGCGUGGAGCAUGCAAUGUGGUGAUUGCACUAAACUGCAGGUCAGUGUCAAACCAGUUAACACGACGAAUUGGUCUGCUCCGAUCAUACCACAAUACUCAUUUGGUGCUGGUAUUUACUCCUGCUGCCACUACAAGCACCAGUGCUACCAACCUACUAGAAGCAGCAACUUCUGCAAUAGGAGGAAAAUUAGGAGCUAUCUUCAUAUUGCCUGCUGAAACAACAGAGCGAGAGAAUGGCAUCACAGUGUCAACAGUGUCACAUCUGGAUGCUGCAUCUCGUGGCAUCAAGACUCUGCGCCACUUUGUCUGUUUGCUAGCAGAGGGCAGUUGGAGCACGUGUGAAAUGAGGCAUCAUGCAGGGCUGCCAGCUCUUGCAGUUCACUGGCCUCACAGCAAGAGGAAAGGAUUCAGCUUGCGGCAGUCAAUGCAAGUCCUGGAUGCACUGCUCACAUCAGAGGAGAAGGCUGUAGUUGUUAUAGUGAAAGAGGAGAAGGAGACUGGUGGGAGCAAAGCAUACACAGCACCCUCCCUAGAUACAUUUUUGCCGGCCUCCAUAGAGGAACUGGCAGCACUUGGGGAAGACCUGGCAAUGUGUUCCUCAUGCUGUUUAAAGGAGCUAACAUCACUGAGUCCUGGAAAGGCUUUUGUCAAGGAAGUCCCUUCAGUGUUCAUCAUUCCAGGACUUCAGGGUCCUCCAUCUGAGGUGCUGAAACCACUAGCAAGGCAGAUAAUGUUCCCUACAUUCUGUGUCAGGUUAUCUCAUACCAGCAGUUCUUUGUCUGAGACUGCUGGAUUGUUGGCUAAGCAUAUUCGAGAAGCUCAAAAGAAGGGCCCAUACAAUUUGGUGGGUGUGUCAUGGGGUGGUGUCCUUACACUAGAAUUGGCCAGGAUAUUGGAAACAGAAGGAGUGGAGACUCGAGUGGUACUGCUAGAUGGAGCAUUGGAUAUGAUACGCAGCAUGGUGGACCUUCUCAACCAGGGAUCAGAAUUAGAGGCAAACCUCAUCUGUAGACUGUUGCAAAUAAGCAGCAUGAAGGUGCACGAGGAACUGAUGCAGCUACCAGACUGGUCAUCUCGACUGAAUCGUGCUUUGUUAGAACUACCAAGCAAGAUGAAAAGUAGAGAGAAGCAUCUUGGAAUUGCACUUACAGCUGUGGCAGACCAUAUAUCAUCUAUACUCCAGUUUCAACAUCCAGGAACUCUGCUGUCUGGAGAAGUGACCUUAGUACGACCUGCAGAUGAAAGUGAAGACAACUGUGGCCUCACUAAGUUUUUCAAGCAGACGGUCAAUAUGAAAAUGGUUGAAGGCAAUCAUAAAACAAUUAUCAGCAAUCGUGAAACAGGAAACAUCAUCAACAGAUUUGUUCUGUAGUAUGUGGAAGGAAAGAGGAUUGAACUCAGAUCACCUUCAAUCUUCAUCUCUCAGCACCAAUUACAUAAUCACAGGAAACAUAUUUCACUGUAUCCUAAUUACUUAUUAUAUUUCCUUUACUGCAAAUACAUGCAAGAAUUGUUGCCGCUGCAGUUUAUGUUAAAAUAAGAUACCUCUUUUGUGUUACAAAAACUUAUAUCUUGUUACAGUUUUUCAAGCAUACCCGUUAAUAUCAAGAUGGUUGAAGGCAAUCAUAAAGCAAUCAGCAAUUGUGAAACAGGAAACAUCAUCAACAGAUUUGUUCUGUAGUGUGUGGGAGCAAAGAGGAUUGAACUCAGAUCACCUUCAAUAUUCAUCUCUCAGCACCAAUUACAUAAUCACAGGAAACAUUUUUUGUUAUUAAUUGCAAUUAUUGUGAUCUUUCAAACAGAAAUUAAUGCAAUAAUAAAGUAUGCAGACCGUUGUAUCGCACCUGUGCACGC
Cryptotermes secundus is the source of this 7534-nucleotide messenger RNA. Its product is annotated as fatty acid synthase. Lineage: Eukaryota; Metazoa; Arthropoda; Insecta; Blattodea; Kalotermitidae. The transcript has 36 exons. The record is from RefSeq and is a predicted model, not a curated record. Gene Ontology annotation, biological process: fatty acid biosynthetic process. Bases 534 to 7052 code for a protein of 2172 amino acids. Gene Ontology annotation, molecular function: fatty acid synthase activity; oxidoreductase activity.